This is a messenger RNA of Histoplasma mississippiense, 2406 nucleotides long. RefSeq lists its product with no specific name. Lineage: Eukaryota; Fungi; Ascomycota; Eurotiomycetes; Onygenales; Ajellomycetaceae. Bases 1 to 2406 code for a protein of 801 amino acids. The record is from RefSeq and is a predicted model, not a curated record. The transcript has 5 exons.
AUGUACGACUUCAGCCUUCUUAUCAACCUGUUACGUGUUGGCGAUAGAUCUCAGCCGUUUCGGCUGCGCCAAAUCGAGAAUGUCGAAGUCGAGAAGGGUCGAUACCACGCUUAUCUAAGCCCACCACCCCCCGGUGGCGGCUUCAACAAACGCGUAACUAAGGAUAUAUCCUAUGGAUACUCACCCUCGCCCAUGUUUGCCAGAAAUCCUCACAGGGUUUCCGCGCCAACUUCAUCUGCUCCGAAAAUGGGUGUUCCCGGUGAGAUCCAGGAGGCCUACCAAUCGGCAACCCAUCUAAAUGAGCUUCAGGGUUCCCCGCACUCCCUGUCUGAACAUCAACUGAAAUAUAUCUUCUCCGGAACACCGCACUUUCUUCUGGAGAAGGGGCUCAAACGGUGGUAUCCUCAUGUGGUUUUCCCAUGGGAUAAUGAUCUGAGAAUUCAGCAUCUCGACGAUCAGAAGGCAUUAGAGCACCCUUCUUUCACAUUGUCAACACUCCAUGCUCACAUCCCGGUUUCCCCAGGUGGUGGAGGAAUACAAAUAUAUCCGGAUGCCCUAACUGAAAAGAGCGGUUGCAGACGGCCCUCGUUUGAUAUUGGCGUGUUCGAGGUUCCAAACAUGUUGUCCUCGAGAGCAAAUGAGGAUGGCUGCAUUGGAUUCCAUAAUUUCAUGGAGCUACCAAUUGUGUAUGGACCCAGGUCCGAGCAGCGGCUGUUGUCACCACGCCUGCUCGAUAAACACUUGCAAAUCACACCGGCGCCCCGUGGGAAGGAUGAUCCAUACUCCGACUACAACUUAAAUGUUACCUUUGACCGUUUGAAAUUAGUGGCAGCAGGACCUUCGGCGUGGAAACGCAUUGGCGUGCGCGAUCUCUCUAUGAAGACUAUUACACAGAGGCUCCAGACUUUAUCGGGUGUGCAAGAUCAAAUCACUCUCCAAGGAAAGUCUGUAACCCUGCUUGAUGAAGAGAGCGUUGCAGGCCUCCACCGUCAGCUUUUCAGCACGUUUCUAUAUCCCCCACCAAACGCGGUACACGCAGAACAUCCCGAUAGCUUUCGGUUUCAGAUCAGCACGUUGAUACAAGUGCUCAAUCUUAAGGGUGCCUGGGUAGACUUUAGUUUGAUGAAAUGGAGGGUUCGUGCAGGUCAAAUCCUCUGGGAGCUUCCUCCUCAUCAAGACAGUGAUUGCCUGCAAAACGCCUCAGACAGACAGUAUUCAGGCACAGCACUCCAACGGAAGUGGCUUUUAUUACAGGUUGUUUUAUCCGCGGAGGUUUUAUUCCGCGCUGAUGCUGCGGCGGCGAAAAUUGGGAUCUAUAGCCAGUCCAAGGAUUUGCCUAUCACGCCACGGGAUGUUUCCGUAAUGAAUAGUUUGCGAUCAGAUACGCUGGACUGGGGGUUAACCUUCUGCCGUCGAAUUUUCGAAAACAUCUCCUUCCACUAUUGGCCACAGGCGUCUCACCAAUUGCCAGGCAAACGGUCCCUGAAUGAUUUGCCCAAGAAAACCCAUUCAAUAGUUUCCGUGCCAAAAGUUCAGGAGCCUCAUGACCUCGAUUCGCCCUGGGUAUGUGCACUCUUGCCACGGUACCCGUGGCAACAGCUAGAAGCCCUGCUGGUCUUUGCAGAACUUCUGAAAUGGCCAGACAUCGAAAAUAUGAAGCAUUAUAUGAGGGAGAAGUUGGAGUUUGCCCUCUUGCAGCCUUCUAAUUUCAACCACAUGUUUGUUUCGCCGAUGAGCACUGUGCCUCUGUCAGACAACAUUAAGCUGCCAGGGAAAUGUGAAAUGUAUCGCAAAAGCCACUCUUUAAAAUUGUGCCGCCUCCAUUCCUGUCCUUCAUCUGCUCGUGACAGUUCCAACUACGUGGGAGGAUGGAUGUCUCGCCAAAGUUGGUGGAGCAAAGCAUGCGUUAUUGGUCGCAUUCUUGCCAGCCUUGAUGCCUCUACAAUCUGCAUGGGCUGGAUUAGUACGACUAUUAUUCCACUUGAUGAUGCGAGAUCACCCCUGAGCGAUGGAUGGCUGGAGAUUGAGACAAUAGACAUCACUAAGACCCACACUCAGGCACGUAUAAAUCAAGGAAAAAGUGUUCUUCUUGACUCGUCACCUCUGGGGACCGAGGGUGAUCUAACAGCAAUGGCGUUCUCAUUACCGCUUGAUGAGGCUAACGCUGGCCCAAGUCAGGAUACACAAGUGCUGUAUGAGAACACUAUUUUGUCCUUACAGCACUCUCAACACCCUUCUGUCACCGCACGCCCUCUCAAGGCUACCGCCACUCUAGCGUUUACACUCACACGUGGCUUGUCCGGCCCGAGCCAAGUAUUCAUGAGCAUAAAGUAUAACGUGUCCUUCGUUUCCGCGUUUCCCUGUCUCCCGCCGUACGGUAGCGUUCUGUCCUCCGGUUACGAAUAG